Molecule: messenger RNA, 777 nt
Organism: Haliotis rufescens (red abalone)
Lineage: Eukaryota; Metazoa; Mollusca; Gastropoda; Lepetellida; Haliotidae
Product: adenosine receptor A3-like
Exons: 2
Coding region: 1-777 (258 amino acids)
Biological process (GO): G protein-coupled receptor signaling pathway
Cellular component (GO): membrane
Molecular function (GO): G protein-coupled receptor activity
Source: RefSeq, a predicted model, not a curated record
AUGUUGACAGGGGUCCUUGUCAUUCACACAGUCGCGUACAACUUGAUCAACUUCCAGAACGUUACAGAAUGUCUGGUUCGUCUUGGCGCCGUCUUCACUUUCGUGUGUUGCUCUACGUGUCAUCUUGCCCUCCUGACAUUGGACAGGUUCGUGCAGAUUGUCUACCCUUACCGCUACCAGGAUGUCAUCACCAGGAAGUCCGUGUCCAUCAUGUCGGCUGCUAUCUGGGUCUUCUCCGUCAACGUCGGCCUCAUCCCAGCCUAUGGCUGGAGGGAUACACCAGGGCCAUCAGAACCGGCAUGUUCUCUACUGGGAGUCCUAACGGCAGGAUACAUACAGAUGGGACUGUUUUUCACCUUCGUUCCACUUGUUGUGAUUUGUGUCCUGUACAUGAAGAUAUUUCUGGUUGCUCGGAGACAUUCCCGCGCGAUCGCCGCUACUGACGUGACAGGGAACAGGAACUCUGGAAGCAUGAAGUUCACCAAAACAGUGGUCCUCCUUGUCGGAGCUUACAUCAUCUCGUUUUCACCUCUGGCUCUAAUAACAUGGGUGUACACGUUUGGCGGAUUUCACGAAAUGUCAGCAGCCGCAGUUGGGGACUACAUCGUAUACGCCAGCGUCCUGACUUUCGCCAACUCCCUGAUCAACCCCAUCAUCUACGCUUUCAAGCUGCAGCCAGUCAGGAGGAGACUACUCCGCUUCCUUGGCAAGGGCGACAACUCUUCCAAUUCAACCACUAAUGGAGCCGUGCAGACAAUUGUCACCCAUAUAGAUUAA